UUUAAGGUGAAGCCUCAAGUUAAAUAUUUUGACCUUGCUCUUAAAUAAAACAAAGGAUUUGCCCUAUUAUUAAAAUGAAAAGCAUGAGGAAAUAUUAGGAAAAGUGAGUUUCCCAAGAGAAACAUGUUAGGGUUUUGUAGUUAAAAAAAAGGGAGCACUCACAAAACAAACAGCAGAAAACAAUAGGAGUUUGUUUGAAGGCAAAGAGGAAAAGGAAUGCUCUAGGGUUUUGAAAGGCAGGGAGAGAGAGAGAGGAGAUUGAUCCAGCAAUGGCCGCAGUGGAGUCGGUGCAGUGCUUUGGGCGGAAGAAGACAGCGGUGGCGGUGACACAUUGCAAGCGUGGGCGAGGAUUGAUAAAGAUCAAUGGAUGCCCGAUAGAGCUGGUAGAGCCAGAGAUCCUGCGCUACAAGGCGUUUGAGCCCAUCCUGCUGCUGGGCCGGCAGCGCUUCAGUGGUGUAGAUAUGCGCAUCCGAGUUAAGGGCGGUGGCCACACCUCGCAGAUCUACGCCAUCCGCCAGAGCGUGGCGAAGGCCCUCGUUGCCUUCUAUCAGAAGUACGUGGACGAGCAGGCUAAGAAGGAGAUUAAGGACAUCCUCGGCCGCUAUGACCGCACGCUGCUCGUCGCUGAUCCUCGCCGCUGCGAGCCUAAGAAGUUCGGUGGUCGCGGUGCUCGUGCCCGUUUCCAGAAGUCAUACCGUUAAUUUCCUCGCGGCUUUUUUGUUUUCAUCUUCCCGGUUUUGAAAAAAGAUAUGUACUUUUUUUUUGUUAAUUUUUGUAGACGUAUAGGACCUGGUGGCUUGAUAUUUCAAGUGGCCCUAAUAUUCAGUAGGAUUCUGUGCUUUGUUUUGUUAUUGAAAACUUUUUAAAUGCUCUGAAUUUUUUUAAAUAAGGUAUCUAUUUUCUUAAAAAAAGAGGAAUGUGUUGCUCUAAACUAUUCAAUCAA
Messenger RNA from Cryptomeria japonica (Japanese cedar), 943 nucleotides. RefSeq names its product small ribosomal subunit protein uS9. Gene Ontology annotation, biological process: maturation of SSU-rRNA from tricistronic rRNA transcript (SSU-rRNA, 5.8S rRNA, LSU-rRNA); translation. Gene Ontology annotation, cellular component: cytosolic small ribosomal subunit; ribosome. The record is from RefSeq and is a predicted model, not a curated record. The transcript has a single exon. Gene Ontology annotation, molecular function: RNA binding; structural constituent of ribosome. The coding region runs from base 270 to 701 and encodes 143 amino acids. NCBI's taxonomy places the organism in Eukaryota, Viridiplantae, Streptophyta, Pinopsida, Cupressales, Cupressaceae.